Messenger RNA from Closterium sp. NIES-67, 2813 nucleotides. The record is from the annotation of a GenBank genome assembly. NCBI's taxonomy places the organism in Eukaryota, Viridiplantae, Streptophyta, Zygnematophyceae, Desmidiales, Closteriaceae.
CUAGUGCUGUAUGCCAUGUGUGUGACUGGUGAGUCGUGACGUGAGCGACAUGCCUCGCUUCUCCCGCUCUGGUCCCAUGAGAAGUGUGUCGAGCACACACAAACCCUAGCUUUAGAGUAGAUGACCUAAUCUAGAGGAGACUCAGGCGCAAUCUCGUAGGGCUACGAUGACGAUGUUCGCGCGUCACGAUGAGGGCAAUCAGCUGUUGAUGACAUGGCCGCAGCCCGUCCCUUCCUUCACCCCGUCCCUCAACCCCUUCGUCAACCACCCGUUUGUUUCCACAAAGGCGUCCUCCGGCGCGCAAUCGUCUAACGCGUCGCGAUGUUUGAAUUUAUCCGGGCCGCUAUCCAGCCCUCACGGUACCUACACCUUCGGGAAGGAAAUAGGUCGGGGCAGCUAUGGCGUCGUCGUCGAGUGCACGCACCGCCAGAUGGGGCAGCGUUUCGCGUGCAAGAUCGUGAGCAAGGCGCGGCUGAAAAGCGUGCUCGAGCGCCAAGUGCUCACGCAGGAGAUUGCGCUCAUGCGCGCGCUCGCGGGCCAUCCCGGUAUUGUGCGGUUGGAAGGGGUGUACGAGGACGCGUCGGACGUGUUUAUGGUGAUGGAGUAUUGCAACGGCGGGGAACUUUACCAGAAAAUUUUCCACGAGGGGAAGAUGCCGGAGCCGCUGGCGGCGCGGGUCUUCCGCCAGCUAUCCGACGCGGUGCGGUACUGCCACGCGCGCGGCGUCAUGCAUCGCGACUUAAAGCCCGAGAACGUGCUGCUCCACUACCCCAACCGCGCGGACGGCACGGCGGCCGGCGCGGGGCGGAACGUCCUUGCGGCGAGCGGAGCGGCGCGCAGCGAGGCGAUGGCUGCGAUUCAGGUUAAACUCGCCGACUUCGGAUUGGGGCUGGUGCUGCCGCCUGGUGUGUUCGCGACGGUGUGCGUCGGCAGCCUCAUGUACGAGGCGCCGGAAGUGGUGCUGGGCGAGCGCUAUAAUCACCAGGCGGACGUCUGGAGCCUCGGCGUGAUUCUCUACGUGCUUCUAUCGGGCGGGCUGCCGUUCAUGGACAAGGACGACCGUCGAUUGGCGCGCAAGAUCUGCGAGGGACGGUACGAGAUGCGCUUCAGCCCGUGGCCGUUUGUGUCCGACGACGCCAAGUCGCUCGUGCGACGUUUAUUAGUUGUCGACCCGAAUCGUCGCAGCAGCGUGGAGGACUUUAUCAAUCAUCCAUGGCUCGUCGCGCACUGCGGCCCCGCCGCGCCUAUCGUUCUCGACGGCUCCGAGGUUCCGCUCCCCCGCACGCCCUCCGCGCUCUGGCGCGCGGACGCGGGGUCCGUUUCCGCCGCCAUCCGCGCGGCCCUUCCCAACGCCAGCGCGGCUGCCGCAGCGGCUGCGGCGGCGGCGUCAAACGCGGCGUCGUCGGCGGCGGCGGCUGCGGCGGCGGCGGCGUCGCAGCUGAAGAGCGACGUGUGGGGGCCCAUGGGCCGGCUGCCGGCCGUCAAUCUCGGCCGGGGCGCGUGGGGAGUCGGUAGCGGCGCCGGCAGCAGCGCCGGCGGCAGCAGCGAGAGCGGGUCGUCCGCGCCGUCCGCCACCCCUUCCUCGAGCGUCACCGCGGCAGUUGCGGCGGCAGUGGCGCGCAGAAACGGAGCCGCGGACGAUUCGAACACCGAGGCAGCGGAAGCCGCCCCGCGGGAUACGUCCGCUGCUCCCGUUGCGCCCGCGGACGCCUCUCCGUCGGCGCGCAUCCUUAUGACGUCACUGUCGGAGCCAGUCACAGAGGGCCCCUCGUCUCCCUCGUCGUCGUACGCUUCGGCGCGCUCCAACUCGUGGGUGGAGCCGGCAGCCACCGCGGCGGACGGCGAGAUGGACGGCGGCCUCGACCUGCCGCCUGCCGGUCCGCGCCGCCGCAUGUGGCGGAUGUGGCGCAUGCGGUGGAUGAAGCGCGGGUGGCGCUUCGGCCUGCAGACGGGUGCGCGGGGGGCGGAGAAGCUGGAGGCGGGCGGGGAGGGCGCGGGCGCGCGGCUUCCGCGCACGCGCGCGAAUGUGUUUGGCGCGUGCUUUGGGUGCUUCUUUGCACCGCAGGCGGACUUCGAGACGAGCGCGGACCGGCUAUGGGCGGUUGAGGACGAAGCGGGGCGGCCCGUGACUGCAGCGAGGGACGCUGGUGGCGUGACGAAUGGACUUGAUAAUAACGGGGGAGGCGCGGUGGAAGGAGGGGAGAUGGCUGGGCAGCGGAGGGCAGGGGAGGGGGGCGAGAGGGGUGCAGUGAAGCGCGCGGCAAAGACCCCCAAGGCGUAUCAGCGGCUGGCGAUGAGCGAGGAGGGGGGAGAGGGGGCGGAGUGGGGCGGGGCGGAUGGGGAGGGCGGAGAGGAGGCGGGCGGAGUGCAAGUGCGGUGCAGGGGGGGGAGAAUAGGGGAGAAAGGCAAGUGGAUGGCGCUGAGGGCGACAGAGACAUGAGGGAGUGGGGGGAGUGUCGGAUGGUGUGGAUAGAUGGGCUGCAAAGGGGGCAUGAGGGGGAGGCAAGGCAUGCAUGUGGCGCAUGGGGCACAGAAGGGUGGGAGCACACGGAGCGAGAGCACGAGCAGCAUGCACGAGGGGACGGGUUAGUUCGCUAGGGUAGGUGAGGGCGCCAUGCCAUGGCAAGUGCUUGGAUGGUGCGUGGACGUGCAACACAAGGUUGCAUGCCAGCGCCAGGAUCGAUAGACUGGUAGGGGUGUUUAACUUCUGGGGGGGGCUAAUUGCGAUUAAAAGCCCUUAGGCUUGGUGAAUAACGAUUUAGCAGGCUUUUCUUUGGUAAUGUAUUUUUUUCUGGCAGUUAUUCCUCAUUGCU